Molecule: messenger RNA, 1434 nt
Organism: Aspergillus niger
Lineage: Eukaryota; Fungi; Ascomycota; Eurotiomycetes; Eurotiales; Aspergillaceae
Exons: 2
Coding region: 1-1434 (477 amino acids)
Biological process (GO): amino acid transmembrane transport
Cellular component (GO): membrane
Molecular function (GO): L-amino acid transmembrane transporter activity
Source: RefSeq, a predicted model, not a curated record
AUGAAUGGUCUAUCUCUCGUGAUUGGGCUGGUUAUCGGCUCCGGUAUCUUCUCAUCUCCCAGCCAGGUCAAUGCCAAUGCGGGGUCGCCUGGUGCGUCGCUGAUUGCAUGGGUUGUUGCUGGCCUACUUGCAUGGACGGGGGCAGCCAGCUAUGCAGAGCUCGGCGGAGCUAUUCCCCUGAACGGAGGCUCCCAGGUCUAUCUCUCUAAAAUCUUCGGGGAGCUGGCGGGCUUCCUGUUCACGUGGUGCUCAGUUUUGGUCUUGAAGCCGGGCAGUGCGGCUAUCAUCGCAAUCAUCUUCGGAGAAUACGUCGUAAGAGCCUUCGUUGGCGCCGAUGUGGAAACGGUAAAUCCCUGGAUAAACAAGGCUGUUGCGUUUGGCGGGAUUUUCGUGGUGACUUUGUUGAACUGUAUUUCGACUAGAGUGGCUGCGCGCAUUGGUGACCUCUUCAUGUUCUUCAAGUUUGUCGCGUUGCUGGGCGUCACCAUCAUCGGUAUCAUUGUGGCCAUCACAGGUCACUCAUCGACUGGCAGUGCCAACAAGGAAUGGAAGUCCGGCUGGUUCGAGGGCACGAACCUCGACAUAUCCGCAUGGGCUGUAGCACUGUACGCGGGUCUUUGGGCCUUUGACGGUUGGGACAACACAAACUACGUGACUGGCGAGUUCAAGAAUCCCAACAAGGAUCUUCCACGAGUGAUCCACACAGCCAUGCCACUAGUCAUCCUCUCCUAUCUCCUUGCCAAUAUCUCCUACAUUCUCGUUCUCCCUCAUUCGACUAUUGAAGCGACCAAUACCGUCGCCAUUCAGUUCGGCGACAAGGUCUUUGGUCACGUGGGAGCCCUUAUAUUCGCGCUCAUCGUAUCCGCGAGUUGCAUAGGCGCCUUGAACGCCACGGCCUUCACCAGCGGCCGUUUAGUUUAUGCAGCCGGAAAAGAGGGCUAUCUCCCCUCUAUUUUCGGCAAACUAUGGACUCGAGACACCUCCACCAACCGACUCCAGCGCCGCUCCUGGGCCACCAAGGUCUUUUCGCGCCUCUGUGGAGAUGGCACGCGAAUUGGCUUCACCCCCAUUUACGCCAUGGCGCUGAACAGUACACUCACCCUCAUUUACGUCAUCGUCGGCGAAUUCAAAACCCUUGUCACCUUUUACGGGGUAGCCGGGUACACCUUUUACUUCGUGACGGUGCUAGGCCUGAUAAUUCUUCGCGUGCGGGAACCCUACCUGCAUCGCCCCUACAAGACCUGGAUUUCCACUCCCAUCAUCUUCUGCUGCGUUAGUCUCUUCCUCCUCAGCCGGGCUAUCAUUGCAGAACCGCUUCAGACAUUAAUUGUCGUCGCUUUCAUCGUCGCCGGUGUCCCUGUCUAUUAUUGGCGGAUCUACAAACGCGAUGGACGAAAGGCGUUUCCUAAUUGGAAGUUUUGGCAACGCCGGUGA